AUGAAAUCCGGAUGGUGGGCGAAAGUGAUUGAGAAGGGAGGGAGGGGAACGGAUGCGUGGUUAAGGGAGAACAGCAGUCGUAGGCUUGGAAACGGGCGGGAGACAAAUUUCUGGGACCAUCCUUGGGCGGGACCGGAACUCUUAAAACACAAGUUUCCUAGAUUCUUUAGGCUUAGUUUGAGGAGGGAUGUCAAAGUCGAGGAGUGCGGGAGAUGGGAGGAGGGGAGCUGGAAGUGGGAGCUCAAGUGGCGUCGGACGCUUAGGGAGACGGAGAUGGAGGCCGUUAAUCUCUUAACCUCUUUUAUCUCUCCGUUUGUGUUGAUUGCAGAUUCGGAUGACGGAUGGUCAUGGAGCGCGUCCACAGACGGCAAAUUCACCACAAAAUUGGCGUAUGAGGCUAUCAAAACUAGAAGAAGUGAGAACACAGCUCAAAGUACUGAAGCGCUGGCAGCUCAAAUUAACGUCUGCCACAUUGGCGUGUGGCAGACGUUAGCACCGCAAAAAGCAAUGGUCAAUGCAUGGAGAAUCUUGAGGAGGCGCCUCCCGACAUGCGAUGAAUUGAGAAAGCGGAACAUCAACCUUGGUGAUGGGGAAGUAGUGUGUAAACAUUGCUUUUCCCACAAUGAAUCGAUAAAUCACGUGUUCACUUUAUGCUCAAGAACACAGGAGGUGUGGAAUGAAAUACAGCUUUGGAUUGGAAUUCAGACAGCUCGGCCAUCAACGCCGGUGGAACAUUGGCGAAGCUUCUGCUACUUUUGCAAGAACAAAACCAUUGGGAAGCUGCUAACGGCGAUCUGGGUCGGAUGCUGUUGGUUGUUGUGGCAAAAACGGAACGGUAAGAGGUUCGAGGGCAAAGAUUGGGAGGGUAAGGAUGUGGUUUUAGAGCUAAAAGCAAGACUUUGGAGUUGGAAUAGAUGUUUUGGCAUUUUGAACAAUGAAAUGGAGUUUUCUUCAUGGAGCUCCAAUGAUUUAAUCUCUCGGAUUUUGUAA
This is a messenger RNA of Salvia miltiorrhiza (redroot sage), 990 nucleotides long. RefSeq lists its product as uncharacterized. NCBI's taxonomy places the organism in Eukaryota, Viridiplantae, Streptophyta, Magnoliopsida, Lamiales, Lamiaceae. The transcript has a single exon. Bases 1 to 990 code for a protein of 329 amino acids. The record is from RefSeq and is a predicted model, not a curated record.